Molecule: messenger RNA, 1183 nt
Organism: Selaginella moellendorffii
Lineage: Eukaryota; Viridiplantae; Streptophyta; Lycopodiopsida; Selaginellales; Selaginellaceae
Exons: 6
Coding region: 1-1092 (363 amino acids)
Molecular function (GO): oxidoreductase activity, acting on the CH-OH group of donors, NAD or NADP as acceptor
Source: RefSeq, a predicted model, not a curated record
AUGCGUGGAUAUGGAGUCGAAUCCAGCCGCUAUAGCUCAUCACCAGGAGGCGCAGAGGAUGCCGCGCCAUUCCAGCUGCUCCAAGAUCGAUCCAAGCCGAGAAGUAAUCUGUGCGCUCUAAUCUUUCUUCCUUUCGCCCUCGCCCGCCCUGCCCUAGCGCUCUUUCUCUCUCUCUCACUCUCGCUCGCUCGCGCGCGCGCUACAGUGGAAGAAGGAACGAUUAUAGGUUUUCCACACACGCACAAGGUUGUGUCGAAAGCACCGGUAAAAGGGUUAAACGGAAAAGUGUUUGUACUGGAAGGGGUAAAAGAAUUUAAACUGGCUGCCACGUUGGCAAGUAGAAAAAAAGUUUGCCUGGAAAAUGGGGUUUUCGAUCGAUUGAAGCUAUGGCGAUGGCGCUGCGCGUGUGUGGCUGUGGUGGACAAGAGCGUCUCCGGGGCGGCAAAAACCGUGGAUGCGGUGAGAGAAUUUGGGGGCAAAUGCCUCGCCAUCGCCGGUGGUGAUGUCUCGAUUCCUUCGGACGUCGAGAAAAUGGUGCUCGAGACCGAGAGAGCGUUUGGUGGUCUCCACAUACUAUUCAAUAAUGCUGGGAUCAUGGACGCGAAUGAUGGUGAUGCGAUCAACACACCAGACGAUGUCAUUGAUCGAACUCUCGACAUAAACGUCAAGGGAGUUAUUUACGGGUGUAGAUAUGGCAUCCCCGCGAUCCAGAGAUCAGGUGGUGGCUCGGUCAUCAACACAGCCUCCUUUGUCGCGUUUCUAGGCGCAGCAGCACCACAAAUUGCUUACACAGCGAGCAAAGGCGCGGUACUGUCGCUAACUCGAGAGCUCGCGGUGCUCCACGCCCGUGACAAGGUCCGUGUCAAUUCCAUUUGUCCUGGACCCAUCCAGACGGAGCUCUUGAUGAAGGUUUUGGACACCGAAGAGAAGAGAAAUCGCAGGCUCGUUCACAUUCCAAUGGGAAGAUUUGGCAAAGCAGCAGAGAUCGCUAGAGCCGCAUUGUUUUUGGCGUCGGACGAGAGCUCCUUUGUGACCGGCGCGAGCUUGCUCGUUGAUGGCGGCAUCACGGCCGCCUACGUCACCCCGGAGUGAAAGGCGACGACCAGCAAAGUCAAACAAAUCAGUCAACCCGUCCUAGGGGUACCAACGUACGGCACCUGGACUAGGGCACGGCUUGGCAGUC